Prorocentrum cordatum is the source of this 2388-nucleotide messenger RNA. The record is from the annotation of a GenBank genome assembly. NCBI's taxonomy places the organism in Eukaryota, Dinophyceae, Prorocentrales, Prorocentraceae.
GUUGGGAUGCAUUUUUUCAGUGCCGUACUCCUUCGACAGCGCACGGUUGUUCAGUCGGUUGCUCGAGUCGCUGGGCAGGACCCCCUGAUCCGAAAGCCGCGACCCUUGUCAAGUCGCCUCCUUGGCAGAAAGCAUGCAGGCAGUGUUCGGCACCGCCGCUCCGCAGCAGCACGGUCAAUCACCUCUUGCGGGGAACUUGGGCCCUCAACGCAGCUCUGGGGCGCUCUGCAUGUCGGAGGGCUCCACCCCCGUGCCUCCGGGCUGCCGCGCAGACGGGGCGCCCGAGAGGCUCACCUCUGCGUCGACGGCAGGCGGCGCGCCGCGGGCGGAACCGCUGGGGCGGUGGACUUCCGGCUCCGGGGUGAGCGUUGCGCCCAACAGGAUUCCGGCGGGGUAUUGGGACUGCUCACCGUCGCCGAUGUGCGGCCCACCAGACAGCGUGCAGUGCGGCCGCAGCGUGCACGGCCGCCGCGCAGUGGCGCCGCCGGAGGUCGUCAGCAGCGGUGGCGAGGAGGAGACGGAGGACUUUCCGUCGAAGCUGCUCCUCUGGCCCGACACGGACGACGAGGGCGAACCCGAGGUCAAGUUUGCGUGGGAACUCUGGCCAGUCCAGGCCGCCGAGGCGCACCGCCCGUGCGCCCGCGCCCCCCCGGCGGCGGUUGGGCAGGCCUGGGCACCGCCAGGCCCCAGCGGCUUCGUGAAGCACACCUCGGCACCGCACUCCUGCGAGGGCAGGCGGCAGGCGGCGGGCCCGGCCGCGCCGCCGGGGAGUGCGCGGCGCCCACUGGGCGUCCACGCCGCCCCGGUGGCCGGGCAGGCCGUGGCAGCUCCAGCGACGGCCGCCGGGACACUGCCGCCGGGCAUCCACGGGGUGCCGGCGGCCCAGGGGGCCGGGGCCGCUGCUGCGACCCCGGGCGUGGCGGCGGCCGAUGCCCCCGUGGCGCCCCCCACGGCCCCGGAGGUCCGUGCCCGCGCUGCCCAGGAGUGGAAGGAAAGCCCGAGGGCUCGCCGCGCCGACCAGCCCAGGAUCACCACCCUGGUGGUGCGCAAUGUGCCCGUCCUCAUCUCCCAGCAGGACUUCAUCGACGAGGUCAACCGCAGUGGGUUCGAGGAGAAGUACGACUUUGCCUGGCUCCCGAGAGAUUUCAAGGACGGUUCUGGGAAAGGCCUCGCAUUCAUAAACUUCAAGAGCGUGGCGGCGGCCAGCGCCUUUGCGGUCGCGUGGCACCGCUCCAGUCGCUUCAGCACCAAUGACGAGGCCAGCUUGAAGGUUCGUCUCAACGUGUCCAGCGCUGAUCUGCAGGGCUUGGAGGCUAACAUGCGCAAGUGGACUUGCGCACGGAUGGCGCGCGUCAAGAAUCCAAAUCUCUUGCCUUUUUGUCCUUAGGGAAGCAGGGCCAGAGCUGCGCGCCGCAGGGCCCAAAGCCCCAGAGCCUGACGUUAUCGCCGCGACGGAGCCCCGCCGAGUCCACAGUGCUGCCGCCAGCUGCAUCCAUGUGUGUGUGUGUGUGUGUGUGUGUCAUUGCUUGUUUAAGUUUUGUGUCGUGAGCUGGCGUUACGGGAUGUCGAUCAUUAUUUAUUCGCUUCGCUCAUUCUGCCGGUCCGUAUUGUGCCAUGGCAGGCGUUUGCCUGCGCGUUCGCAGGGGUUCAGGCGACGGGUGGUUGAGGGGCUGCGCAUUUUUACAUUCUGCGCGUCUCGUGCCCCAGGAUCGAGGUGGCGAUUUCCUCCUUGAGGCGAACUGCCGAGGGGAAUAAAGUUGUUGAACCUUUUGUUGCGAGCAUCGGUGGUGACAUCAGUCAAGACUGAAGCCACAUCAUGCAAGGGUGUCGCAAGAUGUGUCGAUGUCUCAAACUGGUGUCGACACGAUGUGUCGCAUCGUCAACGGGUGUCGACACGAUGUGUCGCAUCUCGAACCUGGUUUCGACAAUUGGUAUCGCAUGUUCGGCGUGUGUUGACAAGCUAUGUUCUGUCUGAUCAAGCUGUUAACCAGACGUGUCGAGGGCACCAUUGUUGUUAACAGUGGACGUCCAGGUCAAAGCUCAGUGUCAUCUGUAUGCGUUGGCCUCAAGCGGCAAACGCGGGCCUUGCUCCUCGCGUGGGCGUCAUUUCUGAGGGCAGCGACGCGUAGAUUUCUCAAGUUGUCUAUACUAGUGCACGCCAUUAUACAUUAUACAUUACAUAUGGUCUAUGUGCUGAAUUUGCUUGAACCCUUGACUUGUUGCACACACUUGUGCCUUUGAAGUUUCACUUUGCGUGGCCCGCCAAAAUGUAAAAGCGGUCGCGCACCGUGCGAGUGUGCAUAAUGGAUCGAAGCAAGGAGAAGGCACUCCCAAGACGGGCUCAAUCUGCUUCCCGAAGGCAGCCAAGAAGCCCCAUAAAGGGCCCCA